Messenger RNA from Symbiodinium sp. CCMP2592, 297 nucleotides. NCBI's taxonomy places the organism in Eukaryota, Dinophyceae, Suessiales, Symbiodiniaceae. The record is from the annotation of a GenBank genome assembly.
AUGCAGAACGAGGAGCUAGCUGCACAAAGGCAGGAGAUCGAGAGCCUUCGAAAUGACAAGACGGGCAUAGAAGACCACUACCAGGCUCAGCUGCAGGAGCUUAAGAAGACCAUGGUUGGCGACGUUCAGCGGUUGCAAGAUGAGGUGAAACGACACUUCGCUCAACAGAAGGCAGAGAAUGCUCGCCUACAGCAGCAAAUCACAACAUUGAAGGGUGAGAAGACAUCGCUUCAACAGCAGAUCCUGGGUUUGCAGCGUCGCAUACAAGAAAUCGAGGAGCAGGUGGGCUGUGACUGA